AUGGAUGUAGUGAUUGAACACAUACAGCUUCAGUUUUUGAAGGAUUUCGAAGACAACAUAUGUGCUUUGCAAGUCAAGCAAAAUGUGAUGUGUUUUGCUUCGAAAGACGGGGAGGUCUUUGUCAUCGAUUUGCAGGUGCCGGCAACGGUACGCCGGUUUAGCGUGCCCUUACUGAGUAACAAUCAGGAGAGGCUUCUGAAGUUAUGGAUGGCUCCCGAUGGUACUUACCUUUUUAUCAAGACUAGCUUUGCGAAAUAUUACUGCUGCGAAGUUCAGGCAGCGCUAAAAGAAAUCCCACAAAUCAUCUCUUUAAAGAAACUCUCCAAGAGAAAUUGUGAUAUACAAAGCGUUGACUGGAUAUAUGACCAUCAUGUCAUAUGUGGUACAUCCGAAGGAAAAAUUUAUCUUGUUGAUAUUGCUCGCAGUGGAACCCCCACCAGAUUGCUACAUUGCGAGCAUGCGAUUGACGGGGUGGCCUGCUGGCAGGAAAAAUGUACAAUUGUCGCAGCGGAGUCAGAGUUGAUGCUUUGGCGAGAAUCUCAAGAUCUAGUUAAGUUGUUCGCUAAUCAGCCGCCAGAUGAAAUUGAGCAUUUCAAGCAGUCCAACGUGCAAUCGGGGACCAAGUUUGCACACCGUGAUUUCAUGUUUGCCUGGAUAGUCGAUACGGGCGUGAUUUAUGGAAAAGUUGAUAGAGACAAUGUGUUGGGCUCAGCGAAUGUUUUGCUCAAAGUUUCGUUAGGCCUCUCGAAUUUACCCAUCCGCGAUAUCUUGAUUACUGACUAUCAUUUAAUUUUAUUACGUGGUGACGAAAUUGUUGUCGUUAGUCAGCUCACAACCCAGAUCGUUUAUAAAAGCACUAUAUGGGCUCAAACUAAUGAACAUCUUCUAGGACUUUGUGUGGACUAUUCACAACAGCCCCCAACGUAUUGGUGCUACUCGGCUGGCAACAUUUAUGAAAUCAUAAUAAAGAAUGAGGAACAUAAUUUAUGGCGAGUAAUGUGUGAUCAGAAGCUCUUUGAUGAUGCUUUGAAACUCCACUCGUUGACACAGCUCCACAGGGAUGAAGUUUUAAGAGAAAAAGGGAACUAUCUGUUUUAUGAAAAACAUUAUCAGGAGGCCGCCAGCUGUUACGGCUCAAGUCGAAUCUCGUCUGUUUCUGAAAUUGCGUUAAAGUUCAUGAACGUUGCGAAGUUAGAAUCUCUUCAAAAAUUUCUGCAAGAGAAGCUCAAACUUCUAGAUCUUUCAGAUCACAGUAAAGGAUUUCUCUUGUCAAGUUGGAUCUUAUGGACUUUCUUACAAUUGCUUAAUGAAGUGGAAGAGACGAUAAAUGUUGAACGAGAUCCUAACAAGAUAAAAGAUUUGCACGAACAUAAAAGGCGGGUCGAAGAAGAUCUUGAUGAUUUUUUGAAGGCCGAAGGCAAGUUUCUGGACAAAGCUACCGCCUAUCAAAUUAUGUUUGAUCAGAACCGCAAAAGCCAUGUCUUGAAAUACGCCAAAUCAAUAAAAGACUUCGACUUCGUGCUCUUGUACUGGUUACGAGCGCAAAAUUGGAACGAAUCUUUGAAGACGCUUUUAGCUUUGCAAGAUCCACAGUCCAUUUAUCGAUGUGCAACAACGCUUUUGAUCAAUGCACCGGAUCCGACUAUCCGAACCUGGAUGCAGAUAGAAGAUUUAGACGCAUCGGAGCUCAUACAGUCUUUGUUGACAUACUUUUCAUGUUAUAUUGAGCAAAAAGGUGCCCAGCAAGCGCACAACAAUUAUGCAUUGGUAUAUCUAAAGUGGUAUAUCACCAACAAAAGAGCCCAGCCUAUUGUCUACAACACUGCAAUUUACAUGAUGUUGGUUGGAUCAGACGCAGGGAGCACACAGGGGGAGGUCAUUGACUUUCUUGAAGAACACAUCCACAGUUAUGACAUGCUUUUCGUUCUAAGAUUGAGUUUACGAUUCCAACGCUUUCGUGUCGCAGUGCACGUUUACUCCAAACUAGAGUUAUAUGAAGACGCGGUUUCUUUGGCCCUCGAAAAGAACCAAUUGGGUCUUGCAAAAGUUAUUGCGAGCAACGAGCUUUUGGAAAAUAAUUCCGAUCUUCGCCGAAAGUUGUGGCAGAAGAUAGCACAUUUUACUAUUAAGCAAACGUCAGAUAUGAAACAAGCUGUUGCUACAAUUCUGAGAGACUCCGAGGAUAUUCUGUCUUUCAAAGAUUUACUGCCUUUGUUCGAAGAUUUCACGACAAUUGCAAACAUAAAAGAAGAGCUUGUCAAGACUCUGGAACGGCAUAACGCAGCCAUGGCAGCAACUUCGGAGAGCAUUAAAAGUACUAUAAAAAUCAAGAAAGAAAUCACGGAUGACAUUCAAGCUUUAAAUGACCAGUAUCGUGUGCUGGAACCCGGAGCAUCUUGUGACAGCUGUCGCAUGGUCUUGCAAACGCGGAAGUUUUUCGUUUUCCCCUGCGGGCAUUGCUUUCAUAGAGACUGUCUCAUUAAAGAGAUCAUGCAGUCAGCAGAGCUUACUUUGAAAAGUAAACUGGAAUCGAUGCAGAAAGCGCUGGUACGCCAACCAACCUCUGCUAAGGUUGCCGAACUUGAUGAGAUGCUCUCAACAAAAUGCUGUUUGUGCAGCGUGAUAAAAAUUAAUACAAUUGACGAGCCUUUGAUUUCUAAAGCUGGCUCAUUGGAGGCAUGGAAGGUCUAA
Molecule: messenger RNA, 2691 nt
Organism: Lachancea mirantina
Lineage: Eukaryota; Fungi; Ascomycota; Saccharomycetes; Saccharomycetales; Saccharomycetaceae
Source: the annotation of a GenBank genome assembly